Molecule: messenger RNA, 891 nt
Organism: Caenorhabditis auriculariae
Lineage: Eukaryota; Metazoa; Nematoda; Chromadorea; Rhabditida; Rhabditidae
Source: the annotation of a GenBank genome assembly
AUGUCUACAAAAAAGAAACAGGAAGUGGACUUUGAAGAAGAAUGGAGUAAGGUGAAUUUUUCGGUCAUUUUUUGAGUUUCUGUAAGUCUACGGAAAAAAAUUCCGCUGAACUCUAAAUUCCAUUGUAGCUUCUCAAAGGGACAGAAGUUUCAAAUUUUUCUGGACUGGCCUACGUUUUUUUCUAAUUUCAACUUCAAACAUCAUUUUUUUCCAUUAAAUUUUUGUUUUUUUAUAGGUUUCUGAUGGAGUCUUAACAAUCAAAUGGUACUACUUUCCCACGUCGAUCAGUGCGGAGUAUAAAAUUGAAAAGAUCAAGAGUAUAAAAAUCAAAUGCCAAGCCAACGACUAUGUUAAGAAUUGGGGCUCCAAUGGAUUCACCUGGUGGGCUUGCGAUAUGAAAAAGGUCCGAUAUUUUUUUCAAGAAUAUAAAUAUCUAAGACUAUUGAGUAUAUUCAAUUUGGUUCGAUUCUGAACAUUUCGAACAUUUAGAAACUCAUGCAGCUUCCUUCAUUUCUUUUUUGAAAGCUCAAGAUGAGUUCUGAAAUGAAACACCAUUUUCAAAGACUAAAAAAUAAAUUUCAGUUUUUCUUCCUGUUGCCACCAAAACUACAGCAGAAGUUGCGGUUUCCAAAUUAAAAAAUUUAAACCUUUCGCCUUUCGUUUCAUUUCUCCGGACUUUUCAUGACAAGACUAUGGGUCGUUUUGAGAAUGAUUGAUAGCUUUUGUGCCCUUUGCAGAAACUUCCGCGACCGACCAGAAUACUUUUACAACGUGAAGAUUGACGUCGGCGAAAGGUUCAAAAAAGGCUUCACGGUCAAUAAUAUCCGUGGCUUUGUCGCCGCCCUGCGGAAAUAUGUUGAUACUUUGGACAUUGAAAGCGAUGGUAACUGA